Messenger RNA from Contarinia nasturtii (swede midge), 1034 nucleotides. RefSeq lists its product as uncharacterized. The record is from RefSeq and is a predicted model, not a curated record. NCBI's taxonomy places the organism in Eukaryota, Metazoa, Arthropoda, Insecta, Diptera, Cecidomyiidae. Bases 24 to 983 code for a protein of 319 amino acids. The transcript is spliced from 6 exons.
UAUAUUUAUUUGAUAUAAUUAAAAUGGAACUAAUAUCAAGAGAAAAUGCACUUAAAGGUUCUCAUUUAUACUUCUCUCUGUUCUUUUAUAGGAUGAUUUAUAUGGAUUUGAAUAAUCAAGACACUCCGGAUAGGAUUCGAUUGGAUAUAUUUUUCGUUCUUUGUUUUACAACAAUACUUUUGUCAUUGAGUAAAUUUUACCCCGAUUCUUGCUUCCAUAACUCUUGGUUUAACAAAUUGUAUCAUGCUAUGGUGUGGAUAUUAUGCGAAGUGUGUUCUUUUUAUUGGUAUUUAAUAUUUAUUGGUUUAUGGAUUGAAGAUGUAAAAUUAAACCGUGAAGACUACAUACUUCGAAUCAUAUUGCUCAUUUCAAUCAUCCCAUCCACUAUUUCGAACAGUUUGAAUCACAUUCUUUUAAUUCAACAUCACAUUUUUAAGUCUAAAACUAAUGUGUACAUUUAUCUGGUUAAAUCAAUGCGUUUUGGCCUAUAUGUGACAUGGAUUAUUUUUAUUGGGAUGAACUUUCUUUCAUUUCGAGGUGCACGCCAAUUUUUUGUAAUUUUUUCCCAAUUUUUCCAGAUCGUUUUUAUAAGUCUUUAUUCAUGUUGCUUAGUUACUUACAUUUCUGAAAUGUUUGGGAUGCACAGUGAAUCUGAACAUCAAAUCAUGUACGUUUCGUCCUCAGACAUAUCAUUAUCUAUUUUUAUAGUGAAGAAAAUGAUAUCGUUAACUUCUUAUCCGCUGCUCUUGCCCGAAAUGGUAAAAUUGGACCCAGAACAUGAUUCGUUACUUGGGUGUGUAUUUGGACUUCUCUGGUUUUCUUAUGUUUUUCUUUCCAUAGUGCGCUUCUCUUAUAUGAAUAAUAUAAUACUUAACAUUCAAAACAGCCCUCCAUUCGUGAACCAAUUUACGCUUGAGGAUAUUAUGCAAUAUUUUCGAAUACCCGAAGCUUAUUGUAAACAGACAAAGUAUAUUCAAUCGUAGUCGCUUCAGAAACGAUGAACAUUGUUGACACCGAAAAUGAUCUGAACUAUU